Messenger RNA from Gopherus evgoodei (Goodes thornscrub tortoise), 1432 nucleotides. It is a transcript of the gene ATP6V0D2, whose product is annotated as ATPase H+ transporting V0 subunit d2. Lineage: Eukaryota; Metazoa; Chordata; Testudines; Testudinidae. The coding region runs from base 118 to 1173 and encodes 351 amino acids. Gene Ontology annotation, cellular component: plasma membrane proton-transporting V-type ATPase complex; lysosomal membrane; vacuolar proton-transporting V-type ATPase complex. Gene Ontology annotation, molecular function: proton-transporting ATPase activity, rotational mechanism. Gene Ontology annotation, biological process: vacuolar transport; proton transmembrane transport; vacuolar acidification. The transcript has 8 exons. The record is from RefSeq and is a predicted model, not a curated record.
ACGAGCUGACUGCAAAUUAGUGACUAUUGGUCAUCACCUUCAAAAGAGAAGCACAAGACUUAGUACUCAAGGCUUUCACAUCCACAAAACAGCACAGAGAUUAAGCCCUUUAUCUCCAUGACGGGGUACUCGGAGUUUUACUUCAAUGUGGACCAUGGCUACCUGGAGGGGCUGGUCCGAGGUUUUAAAGCUGGGAUCUUGACGAAUGCAGACUACAUCAACCUAGUGCAAUGUGAAACACUGGAAGACUUGAAGUUACAUCUACAGACCACAGACUAUGGCAACUUCUUGGCCAAUGAAACUGGCCCUCUCACUGUUUCCACCAUUGAUGACAAACUGAAAGCCAAAUUACUCACAGAAUUUCAAUACUUUAGAAACCACGCUUUUGAGCCACUUGCCACGUUUCUGAACUUUAUCACGUACAGCUAUAUGAUUGACAACGUGAUUCUGUUGAUAACUGGUACACUGCAUCAGCGACCCAUAGCUGAACUUGUUCCUAAGUGCCACCCUUUGGGCAGUUUUGAGCAAAUGGAAGCAGUCAGCAUUGCCCCAAACCCUGCAGAGCUAUUCAAUGCAAUUUUGGUUGACACACCAUUAGCUCCUUUCUUUCAAGACUGCUUGUCUGAAAAUGACUUGGAUGAAAUGAACAUUGAAAUAAUGCGAAACAAACUGUACAAGUCUUAUCUCGAGGCUUUUUAUAAGUUCUGUGAAAAACAAGGAGGCACCACAGCAGAAAUAAUGUGCCCUGUUCUUGAGUUUGAAGCAGACAGACGUGCUUUUAUCAUCACUAUUAAUUCAUUUGGCACGGAGCUGAGUAAAGAUGACAGAGAGAAACUAUAUCCAACUUGUGGAAAACUUUAUCCAGAAGGCUUACAUCUGCUGGCCAACGCAGAGGACUACGAGCAAGUGAAGUGUGUGGCAGAUUACUAUGCAGAAUACAAGGCUAUGUUUGAAGGGGUAGGAAGUGGUACUGGAGAAAAGACACUGGAAGAUGCAUUUUUUGAACAUGAGGUAAAAAUGAAUGUGCUUGCCUUCAAUAAUCAGUUCCAUUUUGGAGUGUUCUACGCUUAUGUCAAGCUGAAGGAACAAGAAAGCAGAAAUAUUGUCUGGAUUGCUGAGUGCAUUUCCCAGAGACAUAGAACCAAAAUUAACAACUACAUUCCUAUUUUCUAAUUCAGAGAAUCUAUAGUUCUAGAGUGCACAAACAGAAAUAAUUUGUGAAUAUUAAAGAAAAUUUUUUUUUUAAGUUUCUCAGAUUUUACAAAAUGUAUUAAUGGUCACCUUUAUACAUAGCACAAUGGAAGCAAAACAAAAACUAAGAUCAUAGAUACAAGUAUUUUCCCCCUUUCUCUGAUAAUAGAUUGAAUCUUAAUUUUAGCUGUUCCCCUCCCCCAUGUGCUCAUUUUAAUUUAGUUGGUCAAUAAAAAUUGCC